AUGCUGUGGGCGGCAGGGCGCUUCUGCGCGCCUGUGCUUGCGCCGUUUCUAGCGCAGAAAAGCGCGCAUUUAGUUUUAAAAGAAAAACAAAGAAUGAGCAUGCAGAAAAAGCAAACAGACUACGACAAAAGCACAGCCAAAAUGUUUUUGGACCCGUACAAGUAUGUUAUAGAGGUUCACAUUGAAAACAUACAAAAGCCGGAAAAUACUGUGGAAAUCAAAAAGGAGUACAUCACCGGGCUUGAGACCAUCCUGGUGCGGCAAGACAUUUCGACCGCGUCUUCUAUUUUCCCGCUGAUUGCAAAGUGUGUUGGCCUCUUGGACGUGCCCGGCCUGGAGGAAGACGUGUGUGUGAUGCUGGGGCACAUCUCGCAGAACGUGGAGCCUGUGGCGAGAGAGCUUGUUCGGUGCCAAGUGCUUAGCCGCUGCAUGGAGCUGUACAGAAAAAGGCCAGAGGCAGUGAACAAGAUGCUUUUCCUGCUUACAGUUAUAAACAACACGGUGAAGGACCUGCGCUCUGCCCUGGAGGCGUCGGGCCAGGACCCUGCCGCGCUGAAGUGCAUCUCUGCAACAGACGAGCACAUGAGCGAGAAGUCAAAGGAGAGGCUGUGCGACAUUUUGUCGUCUCUUAACGUUAAAUAA
Nematocida major is the source of this 642-nucleotide messenger RNA. RefSeq lists its product as uncharacterized. The record is from RefSeq and is a predicted model, not a curated record. The transcript has a single exon. Lineage: Eukaryota; Fungi; Microsporidia. Bases 1 to 642 code for a protein of 213 amino acids.